This is a messenger RNA of Athene cunicularia (burrowing owl), 3792 nucleotides long. RefSeq names its product family with sequence similarity 45 member A (gene DENND10). The transcript is spliced from 9 exons. The record is from RefSeq and is a predicted model, not a curated record. Gene Ontology annotation, cellular component: late endosome. Gene Ontology annotation, biological process: regulation of early endosome to late endosome transport; protein transport. NCBI's taxonomy places the organism in Eukaryota, Metazoa, Chordata, Aves, Strigiformes, Strigidae. Bases 1 to 1122 code for a protein of 373 amino acids. Gene Ontology annotation, molecular function: guanyl-nucleotide exchange factor activity; small GTPase binding.
AUGGCUUCUGUAUGUGGUAUUCAGGAAACAACCCUGAUUAACCCAUCAAUUUACUUCCUUGCUGCUGUUUGGCAUUCUCACAGUGAACAUCUUUCCACCAUAGAAAAAGACACCAAUGGAGAUGCUUUGUGGGUUUGGUGUUAUCCAUCCGUAACAGCUGAACUGAGGAGUCUGUUGCUGCGAAAGUGCUGCCUCACAGAUGAAAAUAAAUUGCUUCAUACGUUUGUAUUUGGCCAGUAUAAAAGAUCGUGGUUUUACAUCACAACUGUGGAAGUUCAAGAUUCUCCAGCCUUGAAAAAGGUGACCCACUUCUCCAUUGUUCUGAUGGCCAAAGACUUCAACCCAGAGAAAUAUGCGGCCUUUACUAGGAUACUGUGUAGAAUCUACUUGAAGCAUGGAAGUCCAGUUAAAAUGAUGGAGAGUUACAUUGCAGUCCUUACAAAGGGGAUCUGCCAAAGCGAAGAGAAUGGAUCUUUCCUCAGCAAGGAUUUUGAUGCUCGGAAGGCUUAUCUUGCUGGUUCCAUCAAAGAUAUAGUUUCUCAGUUUGGAAUGGAAACGGUUAUCUUAUAUACGGCACUGAUGUUAAAGAAGAGAAUUGUAGUGUACCAUCCUAGAAUAGAAGCUAUCCAGGAGUUUACCAGGACUUUGCCUGCUUUAGUGUGGCAUCGACAAGACUGGUCAAUUCUUCAUUCAUAUGUCCAUCUAAAUGAGGAGGAAGUGGAAGCUUUAAAAGCCUGCACAGGUUACAUUGCUGGAUUUACAGAUUCUGAAGUGAACAGUAGACCAGACCUCUAUGAUGUGCAUGUGAAUUUGGCAGAUAGUGAGAUCACUAUUUCCCCUGUAGUAAAAGAGGCAAUGACAAUGGGAAAACUUCAUAAAGAAAUUGGACUACUAAUUGUUCAAUCUGCAGAAGAUCCAGAUAAAUCAGACAGCCAAGUCAUUAAGGAUAUUUCUCUGAAGACAAAAGAAAUCUUGGCUACUUUAGCCUCACUUACUGAAGUUUCCGAUGGCAAUGAAAAACCAACCCUUAACUCAGAGGCCCUGAAACAAAAGCGAUUUCCACCAGCUACAGAAAACUUUCUUUUUCAUUUAGCAGCUGCUGAACAAAUGCUCAAAAUCUGAUUUUGAUGCACCGCAGUGUUAUGGACCAACUCAGAAAUACUGUCUUUGCCAUACAGAUAGGUAUACUACUUGAUACUUUAUAUGGAAAAAUUAAAGGUAUAAGAGUGAAUGUCAUAUUUACCGUGAUAUAAUGAAGAAUAUUGGAGCUUGACUGGGAACAUAAUGGAGGCGUAUUUGGGAACAUUCCUGGUGUCAUUAUCUUUCCCCAACUAUAACUUUGUAUAUUAUGGCUCCUGUAUUUCAUAUCACAACAUGAGUGUAUAGACCCACGUGUCCUGGCUGUGCCAGACUUGGUUAUAACCUAGUGGCUGUUCGACCUGCAGGUUUGAGGUGUCGGACAUCUCUGUUCUUGCUCUGACUUGUCUUCCUGGGGUCUGGAACACGGGCAGUAGUGCAUGUGCUGUAAAACCAGCGUGGUUUGGAUGUGCUAGUCUCUGCACAGGGAUACACGGAACGUGCUGGUGGUCUGAGUGCUCAUUCUGGGCUUCAGGUAUGUCAGAUACUGCUCUUGCUCUAGACUGCCCCUGGGAAUCCCAAAUAAAUGGACAAGUUCUCUUAUUUCUACUUUAAAGUGUCCAGGUAUAAAAAAGGAUGUCUGGGAAAAUCUGAUGUGGUAGCCUUAGUGUAUAAAGGAAGAGGUAUUCUAAAGCUCAAGUGGGAGAUUUUGCAUCUCUUUUACACUCUUGCCUUAGAGGUUUUUUCCCUCUUUCACUCCAUCCCACGCCUCUGGUGGUGGGAAAAGAGGACUUUUGGAACUUCUUAGGGGGCUCACAGAGAAGUGCUGCUUUACAGCUGGAGUCAUUGAAGAAGAGGUUCUCUGCUGAGAAGAUACCUGGCCAUUCAUUCCUGAUCCAUUUGUCAGAAAAUCAGAUUAGGUAAAGCCAAAUGGACUAGAAAUGUUCAAAUGGCCAGGUACCACAGGUAGAGCAUCAACCUCUUAAACUGCUUUAGCUGUAACACAGGUACUAUCUGAUGGUGCUCUGUAUAGACUAAAUGUAGAUGGAAACUUUUGAAGUUACAGUGAAAACUGGGAAAUAGUUUAGAGAAAAUUAAAAUUUGCCUACUUGUUUGGUUGCAUAGCCAUAACUCCAGAGUUUUUUUUUUUUUUUUUUUUUCAUUGAGCAGCUUGAAACUAACUGCUUUGUAAUCUUCUGAAAAGAACUUAGAUUCUUUGUAGGGAAAUACUCUGAGCCAAAUGAUCUGUAUUUCUUCUGAAAUGUCCACAACAAAUCACUCAGUUCUGCAGUAGCACUUUGAUAUAAGAAAAAAUAACCUUUUUCCUGGCCUUUGUACAGAUAGACUGUGGCAUGUUGUUUUACAUAGAGAUUUUAUACUUAUGAUUAAAACUUUAGUAAUCAAUAUUUAUAUUGUUAAAUAAUUGGAUGUUUGCUAUUCUGAAACUGGUAGAGCUCAUCAAUAACUGCAAGCAAUAUUGGUUUGAAAAAGGGUUGUCCUUUUGUUAUGUUGCAUACAUUAAGGGAAUCUGUUUUAGAAUGUGGGUAAGGAAUAUGGCAUCUGUAUAAAAUGGCUAGUUAUUACAGUCAGUAAAUGAAACUGCUUCAGAAUAAUCCCCUAUUUUCAGGGGCAUGAAACUCUACCUUAAACACUUACUCUGCAGUUUAAAUUCUGAACACAGAAGUGUGUGCUCUUUUUUUUAACUUUGAGAAAAAUACUGCAAUUGCCUUCGUUUACCUGCAAGUGCUCUGCAGCUUUUUCUCACCAUUUGCCCAUUAAUGUUUUUCCUUAAUGGUUCUUUAGUAUUGCUGCUUCUGGUUUGGGACUUCUACAACAGUUGGAAUAGCACAACUGCAAAAUUACGCUGAAAAUUCCAUUCAGGACCUUCUUUAAAGUCCACUGAAAUGGAAGUCUUUAACCAAGAAAAACCUGACCAUGCUUUCUGUCAUCUGUUUUAACACCAUAUUGUAACUGAAGAAAUUCACAUAGCUUCUCAUAUUGACAAAAAGCUUUAAGGUAUAUUAUUAGGGUAGUAUGGGUGUUAGAGGCAACCACAAAAAGCAGAGAAGCUCAGUUACAAACUAAAUAUUGAAUGCUUACUUUGCUUUCUGUUUUGGAAAUGUUUAAGUUGAAAGUCUUGGCGUUGUGUUAGAUCUUGUAUUCAGAUGUUUGUGCGAAACAAAUGAAAUAUAAUUUUGCACUCAAGGAACUGGACUCAGCACGCUUGUGUCAUUAAAAAAAUCCUGAACAGUCUUCCCUUUAAUUUAUGUAAAUGUAUUCCUGAGUAGUUCUGACCACUGAAUCACAGGCCUCUGUACUGGGAUUAAGCUACAGUUCGAUGUUUAGGUCAGAAAUAUACUACUAUACAUUCAAACAGUUUUGUCAUAUGUGCUUUUUUUUUUUUUUGUCAGCACUGAGGAAGUUGUAUUAGCCUCCCUCAGCUUCAGUACUUUCAAGAGAUUAUCCUAAUGUUCUUGAAGUUUCAUAAUGACUGUUGACACUGUUUCCUCUCAAAAAGAUUUAGAAUAAAAUAGAAAAAUCUGGAGGGUCAGGACAGGGAAAGAUUUCGGCUUAUUUCUCACUUCCCUUUCCCCAGGAUGCAUGCAAGCAGACUGUGUGUGCAGUUGCUGGUUUUGCAAAGUCAGAUGACAUCCUUUCUUUUUCUUCCUAGAAGCAAAUACUGUGUAAAAUGAAAUUUUCAUUCAUGCCUUCUCA